AUAGAAGGCUCUGAAUUCACUUCCCAGCCCCCCUCCCCCAAAGUAUAGGAAGAGUGGGUACAGGACAUCAUUGCCCAAGACUCCAAGUUGGGGAGCUGCUGAGGUUAGUGCAGUGCCCACCACGCCUGAUCACUGCCCUGCCCCCUGCAGGUCUGGCCGGAGCCACCAUGGCCUCUCAGCUUCCGGGGUUGGCUGAGGAGUCAGAACUGGCCGUGAACCCCUUUGACGGGCUGCCCUUCUCCUCCCACUACUAUGAGCUGCUGGCACAGCGCCGCACCCUCCCCAUCUGGGCCACUCGGUUUGCCUUCCUGGAGCAGCUGGAGAGCAGCCCCAGCGGGGUGGUGCUGGUGUCAGGGGGUCCUGGCUCUGGCAAGAGCACCCAGAUUCCACAGUGGUGUACAGAGUUUGCACUGGCCAGGGGCCUCCAGAAGGGCCGGGUGACCGUCACUCAGCCCCAUGCUCUGGCUGCCCUGAGCCUGGCGCUGCGGGUUGCUGAUGAGAUGGACCUGACGGUGGGUCAGGAGGUGGGAUACAACAUCCCACAGGAGGACUGCACCGGGCCUGACACACUCCUCAGGUUCUGCUGGGACAGACUGCUGCUGCAUGAGGUAGCCUCUACUCGGGGCACAGGAGCCUGGGGGGUGCUGGUGUUGGAUGAGGUGCAGGAGCGGUCAGUGGCCUCAGAUUUACUCCAGGGGUUGCUGCGAGAUGCCAGCCUGGGGACUCUCCCAGGGGACCUCAAAGUGGUCGUGAUUACUGACCUGGCCUUUGAACCCGAGCUCCAAGCCUUCUGGGGCAACCCUCCAAUUGUACAUGUCCCCAGAAACCCUGGGGAACACCCCACCCCUGACUACAAGGAGACGAUCCCCACGGAUCGAGUGGAAGCAGUCUGCCAAGCGGUGCUGGGACUGUGUCGGCAGGAGGCACCAGGAGAUGUGCUGGUCUACCUGCCCAGCGAGGAGGAAAUCUCUCUGUGCUGUAAAGCCUUGUCCAGGGAAGUGAGGCAUUGGACUCUCCCAGAGCCUCCACUGCAGGUGCUGCCCUUGCACCCUGGCCAGGGCCACGCUGUUUUAGCCGUGUAUGAGCACUCAGAUGCAGGCGCCCGAAAGGUUGUGGUCACACACUGGCUGGCCGACUUCUCCUUCUCACUCCCUUCGAUCCACCACGUCAUUGAUUCUGGCCUGGAGCUUCGCAGUGUUUACAGGCCCCAGAUCCGAGCAGAAUCCCAGGUGCUGAGGCCCAUCAGCAGGUGUCAGGCAGAAGCCAGGCGUCAGCGGGCAAGAGGGUCCCCACCUGGAUCUUGUCUCCGCCUGUACCCUAAGUCCUUCUUAGAACUAGAUGCCCCCCCACUGCCCCACCCCAGGGUGUGUGAGGAGAAUCUGAGCCCCCUGCUGUUGCUGCUGAAGAGGAAGCAGAUCGCAGAGCCCGGGGACUGCCACUUCCUGGACCGGCCAGCCCCAGAAGCACUGAUGCAAGCCUUGGAAGACUUAGACUAUCUAGCAGCCCUGGAUGACGAUGGGGACCUGUCGGACCUGGGCAUCAUCUUAUCCGAAUUUCCACUGCCUCCCGAGCUGGCCAAAGCCCUGCUUGCUGCGUGCGAGUUCUGCUGCGUGGAGGAGAUGCUCACCCUCGCGGCCAUGCUCAUGGUUGCCCCUGGCUACACCUUCCCUCCACGCUGUGCUGAAGAGGCCGCCUUGCGCCGGGCUCUGGAACACUCAGAUGGCGACCACUGCUCCCUGAUCCAGGUCUAUGAAGCCUUCGUGCAGAAUGGAGCAGACCAAGCCUGGUGUGAAGUGCGAGGUCUCAACUGGGUAGCACUGUGCCAAGCCCAGAAACUUCGAGACGAGCUUCGAAAACUCAUGCAACGAAUUGAACUUCCCUUGUCAGAGCCAGCCUUUGGCUCUGAGCAGAAUCGCAGAGAUCUUCAGAAAGCGCUGGUGUCAGGGUACUUCCUCAAGGUGGCCCGAGACAUAGAUGGGUCUGGGAAUUACCUGCUCCUGACCCACAAGCAUGUGGCCCAGCUCUCCCCACACUGCUGCUACCGAAGCCGCCGGGCCCCGGCCAGACCCCCCCAGUGGGUGAUCUACCACAACUUCUCUGUUUCCACAGACAACUGCCUUUCCACUGUCUCCGAGAUUCAACCCCAGAUGCUGGUAGAGUUGGCCCCUCCGUACUUCCUGAGUAAUCUGCCCCCCAGUGAGAGCAGAGACCUGCUGAACCAGCUGAGGGAAGAGUUGGCAGAUGGUCCAGCUGGUCCUCCCAAGGGCUCCGACUUCUCUUCCAGCCCAGAGUUUGGAGAUGCCUGUGUCCUCCAGUGA
Suncus etruscus (white-toothed pygmy shrew) is the source of this 2318-nucleotide messenger RNA. RefSeq names its product DEAQ-box RNA dependent ATPase 1 (gene DQX1). Lineage: Eukaryota; Metazoa; Chordata; Mammalia; Eulipotyphla; Soricidae. Gene Ontology annotation, cellular component: spliceosomal complex; intracellular anatomical structure. Bases 168 to 2318 code for a protein of 716 amino acids. The transcript is spliced from 11 exons. The record is from RefSeq and is a predicted model, not a curated record. Gene Ontology annotation, molecular function: RNA binding.